AAAAAUUCUAACAAAAUCAUUCAAACUAUCCCACAAAAUACAUCAUAAAUUCCUUUUUAAAUUCAAAUUGAUAAUUAGAGUGGCAACCCGUAGUGGAACACACAAAACAUUCAAGGAAGCUGCGAAACGAAGAAUAUGCAGUCGAAAUAAAAUUAGUAAUUCAUAUUGGAUGGUCUUAGUUUGUGUUAAAUUAUUAUUUUCCUUAAUUUUUCGGUGGUUAAAUAGUGAACCAAUGAACCAAAUAAAACAGGGGCGGAGCUACUUACAAAGUAGGGUGGGCCUCGGCCCCCCGGGAAUAGUCCGGGCCCCUAGAACUUUAAGCAUACUUAGAUAAAAUUUGAAUAAGUAGGACUCGGCCAGAACAUUAGUUCAUAUAACUAUCAUGUAGUCUACUGGUAGGUAAUCUAGUUUUUAGUGUGCAUUAUAAAAAAAAUCUAGUUUUUAGUGUGAAGUACCUAGGUUCAAUUCAUUACUACCUCACAUUUUGCUUUAUUUUGAGUGCUUUCAAUGAUUUUUAGACUAUAUUGAAAGAAAGAUAGCAAAAGCAUUCAGUUUAGAUGCAAUUUUGAGUGAUUUUUCAAUGAUUUCAAAAAACGUUGUAUACUUUUAAAAUAAUUAUUUUAUUUUUAUUUACAUUUAGUUAUUUUCGGAUCACCCGGUGUCAAAAUGCGGGCUCCGCCCCUGUCUGCGACUGGACCUUUUCCAGACAUUUCUUCUUCAUAGGUCCACGUGGCUACUUCUCCCUCUCUCAGUUCUAUUAACCCAUCGUUUACCCCGCUCGCCGCCAAAGACCUUUGAACUUUCUUCUUCUCCAACGGUCUCUUCUUGGCCACUUCUUCCUUCCCUCAACCUAAUCCUUCUUUUCCUUCUCUGCUUUUCACAACCACACACAACUCUCCUCUUCUCCAACCCUUAUUCUUUGUAACGCGAUUAGGGCUGGAGGUUCGGUUAUCGGUUGUCGGUUAACCGGCCGGUUAAAUCGAUAACCGGCGGUUACCGGUUAACCAACUAAUCGAAAAUUAUGUUCUCGGGCGGUGUUCGGUAGGGAAGUUAGAUGUGGCGGUUAACCGGCUAACCGAGGGCGAUAACCGCCGGUUAACCGGCUAACCGGCCCACCCCUAAAUCCCUAAUCGAAGCCACCCGCCCACCCCUUCCCUUCUCUUCUCUCGUUCUCUGCAUCUGCUCGCUUCCUCUGUGCCGCCGCCCGCCUACCCUGACUCACUUCUCCCCUGCUUGAACCCGACCUGGACCCGACCCAUCAAGCUGCCGGGUUACACCGUCUGACUCCCCAAACCGCCAGAGAUUCCCCAAUUGGAACAGAUCGUUCGAUUAAUCUACCAAUCGAAGAAGCCGGUCCUCUACGUCGGCGGCAGAUCUUUGAAUUCCAGCAAGGAGCUCCGUCAAUUCGUCGGUCUCACGGGUAUUCUUGUAGCCAGCACGAUCAUGGGGUUCGGGAGCUUCCCCUGCGACCACGAUCUCUCCCUCCAAAUGCUCGGAAUGCACGGGACCAUGUACGCCAAUUACGCCAUCGACAACGCCGAUCUCCUCCUCGCGAUCGGUGUGCGAUUCGACGACCGCGUCACCGGGAAAGUCGAAACGUUCGCCAGCAGAGCUACAAUCGUCCACAUCGACAUCGAUUCGGCCGAAAUCGGGAAGAACAAGCAGCCGCACAUUGCGAUGUGCGCCGAUUCGAAGCCCGCCUUGCAGGGCCUGAAUUCAGUCCUGGAGAAGAAAGGAUCUCAAUUCAACCUCGAUUUCACCUCCGCCGCCGUUCCAGCAUCGAGCCAACUACGUCGUUGCGGUUAACUCGGCUAACCGAGCAACUAACCGGUAACCGACCGGUCGGUUGUCGGAUAACCGAUGGGCUCCGUCGGACGGUUGGCGAUAGGCGUGUUUGGGGUCGCGGUUAACCGGUAACCGACAUUUCGGUUACCGGUUAUAACCGAGAUAACCGAAAAUCCAGCCCUAAACGCGAUCCAACCCUUCUCUUCUUCGAAAUUAACUUUCUCCUCGGAAAUGCCAUCCAAUCUUUCUCUUCUUCCUUAUCUCUGUUUUUUCUGAAUCACCCUCACCUCAGACAUGGCAACUGUGGCAGGCCACCACCUCGGCCAUGCUCGCCGUAUAUCAACUUGCGAUUCCUCUUUACCCGCUGGUUGCUGCUUGCCAUCCCGACCUCAACUGUAAACAAUCAUUCAUCAGACCUUAAAUACCUUCGAUCUUCUACAAAUUUGUUGGCCGCCUCAGAGCAUUCUUGUGGAAUCCUAAGUUCCUUCCCCUACAUCUUUCAGUCAGCCUUACCCAAAACUCCAUUACAUUAUAUUGUUGCCCUUAUUGAGUUUCGUCACUAGUCCGUAGACGUUGUUGCCCGAAUUCCAACGCCAGGGCGCCGAAAAAUCAACUGUACCGUGGCGGGGCGGAUACCAUACCUGCCUUGUCACGUCCCAUGCGGGUAACCUACCAACUUCGCCCCCCGUUCACAACAUAUAACCUACCCGCUCCAACCGGCAAGGAUGCUAGUUGCAAACCUCUCGCUGGCGGGCUGAGACAGGUCGGCACCACGUCUCCAUCCCGCCGGCUGGCCCGAGGAUUGAACAGAGCUGGGCUAGUGAGGCGAUUGGUGGCUGGCGGCGGCAGGCUUCUUCUUCCUUCUCGACUCGGUGGCGAUGAGCCUCAGACGGAGCUGGGAGGUGGCUAGUGGUUGGCGGCGGAGAUAGGUUGUCACUGGGGGAGUGGGGAUGAUACAAGGGUAGGGAGGGGAAGGUAAGGACCGGUGGGUUGGGUGCAAUGCAGCCAAAAAUGCGAUACUACAUAUAUAGAAGCAAAAAUGGGUAAAAUUGUAAAGCGUAGAAUCAAAGCGGAAGUUUUUUAUGCAUACUGCAAAAUAGCUAAAAUUUAUUAAGGGCGACAUAUUUUGAGUAAAAUAUGAGUGAACAAAAUUUAGAUAAGUUAAUAAAUAACUGCAAUUCAUGCCUAAAGUAGAGCAACCCAUAAAAUCUUAACCAUAAGUCUAUAAACUAAUAAACAUAGAUCUUGACA
Messenger RNA from Linum trigynum, 3036 nucleotides. The record is from the annotation of a GenBank genome assembly. NCBI's taxonomy places the organism in Eukaryota, Viridiplantae, Streptophyta, Magnoliopsida, Malpighiales, Linaceae.